UUUAAUAGAAAAGUAUAUCGUGACAUGUAAAUAUUGGCUGCGCAUCAAAUUUUCUUAGCAACAAUAAAACUUUCACUGAAAGCGUUGGUUAGCAACGGCUUCGGUGAGAGAUUAUCUCCUGGGCACCAUAGUUGAGGAUUUUUCAAUUCACUUAAAAUGAGUAUCAACUUUCAUGCCAAUCAGGUAGCAGUCCAUGAAUUUUUUUUACUGUCGAACUGCAUUUUGUCGAAUGCAGAGUCUGAAUAUGAUGAUUGAAUACUAUACUAUACUAUGUAAACUAUGUGAAUGUGACUGUGUCUAUCUACCUUCUAUUCAUUAUCAUUAUUCAAGUCAUACACAGUUGUGAAACACUUUGACUAUAAUUGACUAUUAUUUUACUUUUUUAAUACUCUAAUUUUAGUAUAAGUUAUAUACCCUAACUAUAUUAUAAAUGUUAUAAUUAUACUGUAUUAUUAUAGACACUAUAACUAGAGUAUAGACCAGUGGUUGACAGAUCAGGACUCGCGAACCGCAUGCGGCGCUUUCGCGACCUGAGUGCGGCCCGGCCAUUCGGCCACAAAUCGGUUUGGACUCUGAAAAACAUGGUUCUUGAAAUUGAAAGGUUUUUGAAAAGAAAUUUGACUCUCAAAAAUAUUUUAAACGUCCUGCUGCUAAUUUUUGGCUCUUUGUCUUUAGUCUUUUGACUAAUACUAAUGACUAAUGACUAAUGAGUUUGCAGAGUUUGGUAGGCCAUAUAGACUAUGUAUAGUAUGGCUCAAUGGCUAUGAAGUAUGAAUAUGAAGAAUGAAGGUACUUGUUCUAUAACUAUAAGACUAAACAAGAAAGAGUAUAAAAAUAUAUUUUUAAAAAAACAUGAUAAAAUGUAGAAUCUUAUAUAUGUAUAAUUUGCCAGCGAAACUAGGGCAAGAAGCAAGAAGACGACGAUGCAGGCUAUAUAUAGAUAUGCCAGAGCAAGCAAGAUGCAGGCAAACCCUCCCCUCCCUUCCCAUGCCUGCCCAUCGUUGUGUUAGAGCUACCCCCCUCCUGCACCACCCUCACUUGCCAGCCAUGCGCACACCCCAACGAGCUCGCGGGUAUGUUAAGCCACGGGUCGGCUAUAUUUAUAUAGUUCAUGGGCGUGAAAUAAUAAGUGUGCAGUGUAUCAUGAAGAGGGUGAGCUUAAUCAUGUUUUUUUUCAACUGUCACAACUGUUUUUCAGUAUGAGCAAGCUUUCACACCACAUAGGACACAAAAUUGGGAAGUUCCCAAAAGUGCAGAAGGAAAGGUACAUUUUAAAUUACUUGAUUUUGAUGUGGUAGAUAGUAGGAAUAUGUUGUGUUGGUGUUUAUUUUAAUUUUUUUAAUUUCCAGAUGAAAUGUUACCUUGUGCUAGUUAUCUUUUAUCUAAGUAUAAGUUACAAAUCUAUUCCAUAUAAUUGUUCUGCAUAAUUUUUUUUAAAAGAUGAUAGUUGGUAAAAAAAAUUACCAUAUAUCCCCUAUUCUAUAACUUCUUGUUCAUGAGCCAAUCCCCUACUUUUGACCAGUAAUUACCUAAAAAGUGUUUGAUCUGCUUAUUAGCUGAUUCCAUAAUAAUAUAGUAGUCUUAAAAUUUACUAUCAGUUAACAAGUUUGUGUCAUCCAAGUAUGGUAACUGGUAUUAAGUAUAGUUUAGGUGCUGGUUUAAAAAUUGAGAGUGGCUCUGAACUUUUUAAAAUGGAUUUCAACUGCUGCUGUGUGGAACAAGUUGGGAAUGCAUUGUAAGAAGCCUAACUUGUGACUCCAUUUUGCACAUAGCUUUACGACUUUUGGUGACUUGGGUUAAUUACUAUUUUGUUAACUGUUACUGUUAUCUAUAAUUGAAUCAACGUAUCUAGAGAAAAUUAUUUUAAAAUCUCCUAUGGUCCAUUAAUAAGCCAACCACCCCACUUAUUCCCCUGAAAUAUUUCCCCAAAAGUAGGUUUUAGAACAAAUAUAUAAUAUAAAAGAAUAAUCAAGUGUAACAGAUAUCAAAUUAUAUAAUUUGCUUUUUAUUUUCAUUUUCAAAAUUUAAAAAAAAUUAUCUACAAUUGAAACAUUGGCAUGUUUUACAAAUGGUACUGCAUAACAAUUAGAAAGGUGUUGAUGAUAUUCAACUAUCAGAAUAUUCAUACUCAUACUCUGGAAGAGGCCAAAGAGGAAGAUAGCAAGAAGCUCCAUCUGUUUGGCUGUGUCAUCCAACAUUUUUUGCUACGUUGAAGUUACAUCUCACUCAAGCCUAAAAAAAAAAAAUCAAAUAUUUGUCUGCAAAUUUUCUAUUUUUAAAUCAGAUCUAGGAUACAGUGUCCCUGCUGCUAUAUAACUUUAAAAUACAGUACAAUUGUAUUGGGUAGUGUUUUGUUCUUAUCUUAGUCACAUGCUAUUUGUGUUGAUGACUCAUUCCACCAUGUAUGGCUUUUGCAUGGCAUUGGGCAAGUUAACAUUUACAGUGUUAUGCCCAUUAUGUUGGGCUGUCUACCCUAUGGCCAACCAUUUGUUUUUAAAUUGGUUUCCCAGCCUUAGAGAGUUAAUUAUAUAAACUGUUAUUUGUUUGUAUUUUGCCCAGUAGCAUUUCUUCCAAACCUUUGGAUGUGAUCUACAUCGUUCACUAUAAAGACAUCAGCAAAUUCUAUUUUAAUAGUUACUCACAUAUUUAUACCAGCUUUUUUUUCAUGUUAAGUCUUAUAUCAUCAAUUUUCAGAAUCCUAGACCAAAUCCAGGUUUCACAAGAAUUUUGGCAAAUGAUCGAGGACAUUUACUGACAAAUGUGCCCAAAGAAAGAAGUUCACCAUGGGGAACUUUUGUAGGCACAUGGGAUAUGCCUCUUAGGAUUCCAGGUUGGAAGGAUUUUCAUAUUUAAAAAUUGCUGUUUAUUUUACAUUAAAUAUUUCUGAACCAAUGUUCCCUCUAAACGCUAGAUUUAUCUUGUUCCACUAUUCCCUUCUUUUGUGAGAACACAUAACUUUGCAUACAAUUUUUAUCAGGAUCCAAUUUUAAAUAUAUAUUUGUUUGUAAUAAAAAGUAUUAUUGAUUACAUUUAUUUCAAAGUUAUCAAAUUCUGAAUUAGAAUUCACUUUGCUUAAAAAUUCAUUAUGUAAAAUAAGAGUUAAUAAAUUCAGCCUUGCAUCAGCACAGUUCAGUUUAUUUACUUACUUAACUUAGAUGCUGCUAAGCCAUUAAAAUUUGGCAUAUAUUUUCUAAAAUGCUGCAGACAAAUAUUUUUUUUAAUAAGCAGCUUUUUUAAAGCUGUUUAUUUAUAGUGUUGCUCAUAAAUUCUUACUAUUUGACCGCUAACUAAACAACAACUUUGAUGUUGCAGGAAAUAGAAUAACUGUGCCAACAGCAAGAUCAGAUGAAGCAGUUCUCAAAGGGCAACACCUCAAAGAAAAUGGGAAUCUCAUUCUUAGUGGUGCAACUAAGAAAUGCCAUGUAAGAAUCUGGAUGUGAUCUUUUUAGACUAAAAAUAUGAUAGCGAUUUUUUUUUUAAAUUAGGAAAAAAUUUAAUGUGUUUACUUUAUACCAUGUAUACUCCUAGAAUUAAGGCAGAUGAAAUAUUUCCAUUAAGGGAUUCAGAAAAAUGAAAAUUAUCAAGACAGAAAAAAGAGAAGCUUGUGGAUCUAUUGUCCAAAACUGCAAUGCAAACUCAUUUCUUCACUCAAGUUCCACAUGUUACAUCAAUGCCCAUGCAAACAUAAGCCUCAUCAUCAGAAAUGGACAUAGCCUCUUCCAUCCAAUUAAAAUCCUCAGUGUCACAAGCACAAGCUGAUUCAUCAACUACAUCUUCGCCUUCAGAUCUCAUCUUGCCAUUACAUUCUCCUCCUGAUACCUUGAAUGCCAAUGUUGAGAGUGGAAAUUACUGCUAAAACGGAAAUGAUCCAGUCUUCAAAAUAUGAAAUAAAUUUAGGGAAAUAUCCAAGGUUGUGGCUUCAUUUUUUCUGCUGAUGGUGUAGCUUAUAAGAUUGCUGGUGGUCCCAAAAAAAACCGUCAAAAUACCAAUGCCGGGCCAUUUGACAAGUCUUACCAUCAUUUCAGUAGUGUCAAACCUGAUGGAUAAUGCUUACAAAAACUUUUCACUGGAACAAUUGCAGAUGGUGAGGGUUUCAAGAGAUAGUGGUUAUUGUAUUUACCACCAUCAGGAUCAGUUUACUGUUUAGUUAUUAGUAUGUAAACUUUCAUAACAUAAAAUAAAAAACUUAACAUUUUGUAAUGAAAGAAGGAUUCAGUAACGUGAAAUAUUAAUCAUAAUUGAUAUUCAUGAAAAUAACAGUACAGUUGGAAAAACAAAUUCAGGACGAGUUUGAUUACUGGGAAUAUGUUUUGAAGCAUGUCAUAGCUGUUAUCUGUACUACAUAUGAAUGUGGCUUUACCUUUUCAAGGAACGGAAGAAAGGUUUGGAUGACUGCAGAAUGGAAACUUUUUAGGGCUAUUGCUCAGUUUGAUCCAUUUUUAGUGGGUAAGAUUUUCAAUACUGGAAUUUCUGACAAAGCAAAUCCUUUAUGAUAACCUUGUUAUCAUGUCUGGGCAUUACAAGGGGAUGCAGCAAAAAAUUAUUGAAACAAAAUAAUUUGCUAUUUACCCGUGCAGUCCAAUAAAUAAAUCGAACUGGCCGGUAUUGAUGCUGACCGCUGGUCAAGAGGCAGCUAAAAUUAAAUUCUUCUCAAUAGUGUAGUUGCUGCACAAUUUAUUCAGCAUCUACCAGCCGGUGGCCCAAUCCUUAAAAUUUGUAUUGGAAACAAAAGUGUUUUAAAAUCCCUCUCUGACACUAGAUGGGUGGCACUUGCUAUGCCUACAUCAGCAAUAUUGAAGUCUAAUUCUAACAUUUUAGAAGCACUUGAUGUAUAGCUGAAGACCACUUGAUUGUAUAGCUGAAGACCAGUAUAAAAAUGGAGAUACUAGAAGAGAAGCACAUAAUACAAGAAUUAGAAUUUGUCUUCAUGUUGAAUUUUUGAAAUGACAUUUUACAUUUUCAUAAAAUAAGACAGUUUCUCCAGCAGAAUGAGGAUGUGAACUUAGAAACAUGUGCAGAUCACUAUGACUAUGAAUCAUUAGGUGGUCAACUGUGUACUGUUUGAGAUUAUUUAAAAAAAAUAUGAAGCAGCUACCAGAUGUGGCUUACAAGUUCACUCUGAAAUUUAACAAAGAAAGUACCACAAAUUCAUCUAAUUGUGAGAGAAAAAUUUCACAUAGAUACCUUUUACUUUUAUACAAUUACUGAUACUCUACAAACUGAGAUAAGAAAUAGAUGAUUGAUAUAUAAAGUAAUAGCAGAGAGAUUUUCAUUUUCCUUACUAAAUGAUGUGCCAUUGACUAAUGACCUCAUCAUCAUCUGAAAGUGACAGGCAUUGUCUUGGUUUCAAAACUUAUUAAUGAAUGCUUACCCAGAGGACUUAAACAAUAUUUUUUUCAUCUGAGCUUCAGCAGUUUCAUUCACAUGUGUAGCAAAAGUUCAGUGCAGCAAAUAAUGUAAAAGCAAAAUUCACACAUGCAGAAGUUUUUAAAAUAAUAGUAGUAGUAUUAGAAGACAAUAUUGAGUGCUUCUCUCCAAAUUUUGAUAAUAGAUUCCACGCAAAAUUUUAACAUUAAUGAUAGAAAUGGAACAACUGUGCAACAAGGCAGGCUGCACUCCAUGCUUUUGCUUUACUGAGUAUAGAAGUAGAAGCAGAUGUGGUUAGAAAAAUCAGCUUUUGAUGUCGUCAUAAAAUUAAAAGACUAAGCAACUAGAAAUGUAGUAGAAAAUCUGUUUAUACAAAAUAAUGUUAACACAAAUUAAACAUUAUAUUCCAUCUUAGUUGUAAUUUAUGUUUAUCUCAAUAACUUUUUAUUUUACGGGUUCAUAUUUUUUAAUAUUUUUAAUUCAAUUUAAAUAUAAUUGGGCACCAAAAUAACCAUUUUAAAGAGCAUAGGAGACUCAAGGGAGUUAAUCUGGCCCUGCAUGGGUGGUUGUGUUAUCUUACUUAGGUUAGGGUUAAUAGUAGUUAAUCUCCUCAAUAAUUUUUGCCUUGUUGUGCCCAGCAAGAGUGUGGUCUAUUUGACAUGAAAUUAAUUUUAAACAUGGAUUAGGUCUAUAUUUAUCUAUUGAUAGCAACAAGAAUAGUGCAGUGUUGCAACAAGAAUUGUGCAGUGUUAUAAUCAUAGUCAUUUAUAUUUCGUUUUUGUCCAUUACACACUCCAUACAUUUUAAAUAAUAAUUAAGAGGUUAUACUGCAUUUUCUGUAAAUAAGAUUCAUAAUUUUUUUUUUAAUACCAUAGUCAUGAAUUUUUAAAAUUAAUUAUUUCAUUUAAUUUUUGUUAAUAAAAUGCACCACUGUCAAAACAUAAGGGUUGGGUGUAUUUUGUGUUUUUAACUUUACAUUACUGAGAUAUUGUGAUUUUGUUCUAGAUUGUUGAACCGGCUGCAAUUAAAAUGGAUGCCCCUGAAGAUCAGCGGCCAGUAGGUUAUACCUGUGUACCUGCUGGAGGACCAGGUCGUGGCUCUCCAACAUGUGUGCAGCCCUGCAUACAAGAAGAGACAACCCAUUAUGAUGACAACCAACCUCGUGUUAUUUCAAGAAGGGAAAGCAGAGAGACGUUAAAAUGGCCAAGGGUAGGUAUAGAAAGGCAGAUAUUGACUAUGUUAUCUAAUAUAAAACGUCUCAUUUUACAACAAAAGCUGAUAAUUUUAUUACUGGUAUUUUGAAUUUAAUAUUAUUUACCGGUACAGUUUUUUUAAUUUGCUGCUUGAAGUUUGCAGUGCUUUUUUCCUUAAAUUUUGUUUUUAUUGAUUUUAAGUCAGAUUCUGAAAACUUGAAAAAGGUAUUAUAGUAUUUUAUAGUACAUCUUUCCAACACAAUUAAUUAAAUCUCCCAAAGCAAAUGUUUUACAACACAUAUGCAUUGUCUUGACUCAUUCACAUAAAACUUUCCUUUCCAUUUUUUUUUAGGCCAGAAGUCCACAAUGCAAAUCACCCAUUGGCUAUGCAACAAAUCCUCCAACUGUAACACCAAUGUGUGUAGCAGAUGUAGAUGUCGUAACACAGUGAAAUUUAACAACCACCAUCAUGAAAAGAAUUUAUAUCUAGUAGUAGUAGUAUAGCCUAUUGAAAUUAAAUUUAAAAAGCUUUCACUGACUUUCAGUGCAUAAAAUUCUAGAAACUGUUCACAGCACAUGACCAAAGGAAAAAGAAAGGAAUUCUAAACACAAUACUUGGAGGAUUAUUUGAAGUCUUACUUUCAUAUAAUAUUAAUCUUACUUUAUAAAGAGCACAGUUUCAGAAAGUAAGAAUCUCUGAAUGUUUGGGUAAAAACCUGUCUGUUAAGCAUUAUAAUUUUUUUAAUCUUAGAGUUAAAAGAGAAUGAGAUUUUGGGCGUUGCAGUAACUAGCAAUUUUUUUUCCCACACUCUAAAAUACAAUAGUGAACAUCAGAUUAAGUGUAAAUUUUAAGUAGAUAUUAACAAUUUUCAUUGCUGGAUUUAGCAACAUUCAGACAUUGAAUGAAUGCCUGUUUUUUUUUUAAAUAUUAUUAUUUAUUCUCAAUUAUACAUUGAAUUUUUUUGUUAAAACCAAAAACAAUUAAAUUCAACUAAAAUUUUGGAAAUACUUUCAUUUUUUUAAAUACAGAUAAAUUUCAGUUUUAUUUCUUUUAGAAGGUCUAUAUAUAUGCAGAUUAUCAACUAUUAUUAUCAUUAUAGUAUUAGCAAACUUUGUGUGUCAAAUCAUGACCAGGUGUAUGCUAAAACUAAAACAAGCUGAGUAUUUCUCCUUUAUUUAAAAAAAAAAAAAAAAAAAAAACUUUUAAAAAAAAAAAAUAAAAAAAAAAAGAUUAUCAACUAUUAUUAUCAUUAUAGUAUUAGCAAACUUUGUGUGUCAAAACAUGACCAGGUGUAUGCUAAAACUAAAAAAAACUGAGUAUUUUUCCUUUAUUUAAAAAAAAAAAAAAAAAAAAAAACUUUUAACAAAAGUUUAUAACUGAAAUUGUUAUAACCUAUAGAUAAUUUGUAAAAUAACACAUAAUCCAUCAUUGCUACGUAUUAUAUACCAGUACCGUGUAAAUAACAGAAUGAAUAUAAAAUGUAUACAUCAUUCAAAAAGCUAUCUUAUUUUCAAUGGAAUGAAAGAUAAUGUUGAAUUAUGUGGGAAGAAGAGAAAAGGUUGACAUUUCUCAUUAUCAAAUAACAGACUACAUGUAAUUAAUAAGAGAAUUAAUCAUUUGUUG
This is a messenger RNA of Lymnaea stagnalis (great pond snail), 8184 nucleotides long. The record is from the annotation of a GenBank genome assembly. Lineage: Eukaryota; Metazoa; Mollusca; Gastropoda; Lymnaeidae.